Gymnodraco acuticeps is the source of this 1814-nucleotide messenger RNA. RefSeq names its product piggyBac transposable element-derived protein 4-like. Lineage: Eukaryota; Metazoa; Chordata; Actinopteri; Perciformes; Bathydraconidae. The record is from RefSeq and is a predicted model, not a curated record. The transcript has 4 exons. The coding region runs from base 225 to 1814 and encodes 529 amino acids.
CCAACGUUGCCCGUGUGGGAACCUUCACAGGUCCUUUGGCAACCUUCCAGGAUCCCGCCUACUGCAAAACCGCCCAGAACCAGGUUACGACAUGCUUUUAUUCCGGCACUGAUUACCUGAUUCCGAUCAGCUGUCUGGCCUCCGGCCGAGCCACUCCCUUCACUCCAGCAGCCGGUGUUGCCGUUUAACUGGUUACACCGGGGAACUCGUGACGUUCUAACGUGAUGCAGUUGAGUUUGAAAUGGCUUCUGGACCCCCAUCUGCCACUCAGCCUGUCUCAACAAUGCCACGACCAUCCACAGCCGUCUACUUCCACUCAGCCUGCCUCAAGAAAUCCACAACCAUCCACCCAGCCAUCCCCACCCUCACAUCCACAGCCGUCUACUCCCACUCAGCCUGCCUCAACAAAGCUACCACCAUCCACUCAGCCAUCCCCACCCUCACAUCCAUCAACGUCUGCUUCCACUCAGCUAGGCCAUUCCACUCGAAGGGUUUCUGCUCCCCCUCCUCAGCCAUCAUCUUCUGAUUCUGAGACACCCAAAGAGCUGCCAUACAAAAGGAAAGGAAAAACAUCUCUAAAACCCAGGAAGCGUGGCCGAGGUGGGUCUUCCUCUUCCAGAACAACCGAGGAAGAACUCAGGUGGCACAACAGAGAGGAGAAAGACCGAAGACCAGAGCCAUUGAGGUUCAUACCAGCCAGGAUCCCAGGCCCAACCGUUGACAGCACUGCAGCAUGGUCUCCCCUCUCCAUUUUCAGGCUUUUCUUUAGCACUGCCGUGGUUAAUAUAAUCAUUGCGAACGCCCACGCCCUGAGGAGAUUACAGGCAGGAAAGAAAUAUCUUUGGAAAGUGCUGACUGCGAGGGAUUUUUACACUUUCCUGGCCAUUAUCAUUUUGACAGGCCUCGUCCACGUUCACCAACGAUCGGACUACUGGAGGAAGAAAUGGCCGUACUACUUCUCAUUCCCAUCUGAUAGGAUGUCCCGGCAACGCUUUGAAGCCAUCAUGUGGUCUUUGCACCUGAGCAACCCUGAAGAAGACGAGGAAAACGAUCGCAAAAGGAACACCGCAGAGUACGACAGACUUUUCAAAAUCAAGCCCCUGUACACUGACAUCAUUGCUGCCUGCAAAGCACAUUUCCAGCCCUAUCAGAAGAUUUCCAUAGAUGAAAGGAUGGUUGCUUCCAAGGCCCGCAUCAGCAUGAAGCAGUACAUGAAAGACAAGCCAACAAAGUGGGGAUACAAACUGUUUGUGCUGGCAGAUUCCUCAACGGCAUACACCUGGAAUUUUUUUGUGUACACAGGGAAGAGUGAGUUCACCGAAGGCAAGGGACUCUGCUACUCCUCCGUGAUGGACCUCCUGCCACUCCGUCUGCUCGGUGGGGGCUACACACUCUUUGUGGACAACUUUUACGCCAGCCCCACCCUCUUUGGGGAUUUGUCCACUAAAAACAUUGGCUGUUGUGGGACCAUUCGGAAAAAUCGAGUUGGUUUUCCACAAACUCAGUUGAACGCCCUUCCAAAGAAGGCUGAAAGGGGAGAAUUGCGGUGGAUAAGGAAAGGCAAACUCCUGUUUGUGAAGUGGAUGGACACCCGUGAAGUGUCCAUGUGUUCCACCGUGCACGAGGCCUUCAGCGGUCAGACGGUCCAGCGGAAAGUGAAACAGGCUGGCGUGUGGCAAACCAAGAACGUUCCCGUUCCUGACGCUGUGGUGGACUACAACCAAAGCAUCGGCAGCGUGGAUGUGUCCGACGCUUUGAUCGGGUACUACGGCGUUCUCCACAAAACCAUGAAAUGUUCCUCUUAUGAUAAGUAA